Molecule: messenger RNA, 1482 nt
Organism: Ruditapes philippinarum (Manila clam)
Lineage: Eukaryota; Metazoa; Mollusca; Bivalvia; Venerida; Veneridae
Exons: 2
Coding region: 73-1272 (399 amino acids)
Source: RefSeq, a predicted model, not a curated record
UAUAUACCGGAGUACCGUAUACACGGUCAUUAUCAACGCUUUGAACGAAAUGAAAAUAAUUUCAUAGUAAAGAUGCCACGAAAGAAAGGAUGGUUCCGUGCUAAGAGAAAGGCAGAAGAGCAAAGUGUCACGGAAGUCGUUGACAGCUAUGAUCAUGAGUACUGUUCAGUUCCAAAGAAAUCCACUUCAGACUUUUAUCAUGAUUACCAUAUAAUAGAGACUGUUAACCUUGAGGAUACAUCUGAACUUUUCUCUUUACAUUGGCAUCUGGACAGGGAGUGUGAGAACGAAGAACCUGAUGUGAAACCAGUACAUGAUGACACAGAUGUUGCUGAAAUGGUUGAUGUUACAUUUGAUCAUUUUGAAAAUAUGUAUCAUGAACUUACAAAACUUGUUCAGAGUCCAUAUAUAAUUACAAAAUGCGGUGAUGUUAUCAAGAUUAUUGAGAUGUACUACAGUGCAAUGAAACUAUGUAUUAUUAUUAAGAAAAAUCUAACAAUGCAGUUAUAUGUACAUAACCGUCUAGUCUCAAAAGGUAAUACUGUGUUUGAUGGAAUCAUUGAGGGAAAUCUGGAUGUUGCCACAGUAAUGAAAUUUCUAAAGUUCUUGAAAACCUCUCAUGUCUGUGUUGGAAACCCUGAAGCAGAAUAUGUGAAUCUUUUGUCAAAUGGUUUUGAGCUAAGUGUUGCAGGAGAUGGUGUAAUUGCAUAUUUAGAGCAGGACUUUGGUGCUAAGAGUAAACUUGGGAUAUAUUACUCAAGUAUAAGGUCUCUCGAUUGUGAUUUAAUCCUUUACACAAAGGGUGAAAGAUGUAUUCAUUGUAGCAGGACACGUGCUGUUUUAAGAGAUAGGGAGUACAGACGAAAGGAGAAAGAAUCAAGACCCCAAAAAACGUAUUUAAAGUCUAAAACUAAUCAUUCUCAGAUGGACAGAAAUCAAUUGUUGUCGAAACUCGAGGAACAAAAAAUCGUAAUUAAAGAUUUACAAAAGGAAAAUGCCAGACUUGUAAGAAAAGUGGAGAAAUAUAAGCAAGAAGAAGAGCGGGUUAAAAAGGAUAAAGAACAUUCAUUAGAACUUUCUGAAUUGAUGUCAUCUUGUGAAAGUGAUGUAAUGAAAGCAUUCCCGGAUUCUAUUUCUUUACAAAGACAGUUUUGGGAGCAACUAAUGAAGGAGGCAAAGAAUGGGAAAUGUGAUAUGAGAUGGCAUCCUCUAAUUGUCCGAUGGUGUUUAUAUUUACGACAUAGGAAUAAUUGCGACAAAGUGGAUUUUUAAAACUCCCCAGUUUCUGUACCCUUUUUGACAAUAGACCAUAAUAAUGUGUCAUUACUCUCGCGUAAAAAAGAACAAAAAAGGACUAGAAAUACAUUAAAAAAUUUACUUGACAAAUAAAAAAAAGUAUUUUUUAUCAACGUUGAUUCGUUGAAUCGUCCUUAAAGGUACAAUAUAUAAUAUAACGCAAAACAAUAAAUAAAAUAUUACUUG